CGUACGUUCUCCAUCGAGGCUACUGUCAACAUGAUUAAAAACCUCGUGGACUGCGACGAAUUCCAAGAUAUUGCCACCCUUAGGGUACGCAAUAUGGAAGACUUGCUAGAACAUAAUUCUGAUUUGUCAGCUAAACUCAUGCAAAUAGGCGACUCUAUUGUGUACAAAUUAGUACAAUGGACCAAACGUCUACCGUUUUAUUUAGAACUUCCUGUUGAAGUACACACCAGACUAUUGACUCAUAAAUGGCACGAGUUACUGGUGUUAACCACAUCUGCGUAUCAGGCCAUUCACGGGCCACAAAAGAUAUGGAGUUCUGGUAAUAUUAACGGUGGUGACCGAAACGACGACACUGAGUUCAACCAGGAAGUAUCACAUAACCUGCACAUUUUGCAGACCUGUCUGUCGUCAAUGAUGGGCAAACCUAUCACGAUGGACCAGUUGCGACAAGACGUGGGCGUCAUGGUAGAGAAAAUCACUCACGUCACAUUGAUGUUCAGGCGAUUAAAAUUAAGAAUGGAGGAAUAUGUUUGCCUGAAAGUCAUUAUCAUGUUGACACAGAAUAAUGGAAGUACCGCUAGUGAGUUAGAAACAAUUCAAGAGAGGUACACGUCGUGUUUGAAGACUUACGUCGAACACACCUUCCCAAUGCAACCAAACAGGUUGCAAGAUCUCCUAAAUCGACUACCAGAGGUAAGCGAAAAUCUUUCUCUAAAUUAUAGGUUCAAUUAAUA
Daktulosphaira vitifoliae (grape phylloxera) is the source of this 734-nucleotide messenger RNA. RefSeq names its product hormone receptor 4-like. Lineage: Eukaryota; Metazoa; Arthropoda; Insecta; Hemiptera; Phylloxeridae. The record is from RefSeq and is a predicted model, not a curated record. Bases 31 to 732 code for a protein of 233 amino acids. The transcript has 4 exons.